CGACGGUUGGGCGUGACACUUUUCAUCAACGUACGUUGGUCGCGACUGGCCAUUUUCCCCCUUUCUUUCCUUUUUUCCUUACCGAGCACACUCUUGACCUGGAGGUUGAACAAGAUGAGGAAUGCGUGAAUUUCCGGCAGCCGAUCCUGAACCUUUUGGAGUGUCGCGCACUUUGUCUUUCACACCUCCUAGGCCGUGCUUCCCACAGAAAUUCACUCAUCUUCAUUCCGAGGCAGUAUCAUGGGUCUCUUCACGUCCUUAGCAGUGGUAAUUCCACUUCUCACUCUCGCUUUCACACUCCACUCGCUGGUUUGCCUGCUGCGCAACUACCUAGUCGCCCGGAAGCUCGGUAUCCCAGUACGCAUAAUCCCCGUGGAUCAUAUCAAUCCACUAUGGUCAAUCGUCAGCCAGCAGGUCGUGGCCCUGCUUAGAAGGCUACCCUUCGGGUUGGGUGAUAACAAUAUCACCAAAUACAACUACAUGGGCUUCGAGAUCCCGCUGAGAUGGAAAAGCCAUCAAGAGAUGGGCGACGCCUUCGUGCUGUGCUCACCAGCUAGGAACUGGCUUUAUCUGGGUAAUCCGGACGACAUUACAGCCAUGUUGAAACGGAACAAUGACUUCCCUCACGACUCUGAACUUACAGCAAUGCUCGAUGUCUUCGGGCCUAACAUAUCUACAGCCCAAGGCGCAGAUUGGAAAAAGAUGCGCAAGCUCAUAGCAUCUUGCUUCAUCGACCAGAACUUCGAAAUCGUCUGGCGGGAGAGCGUCUCCCAGGCGGUUGACAUGGGCCGCUACUGGGGCUCCCGCCAGUCCGUUGAGACGGUUGCCCACGACACCCGCACACUCUCUCUGAACGUGAUGUCCAGGGUAGGCUUCGGCAAGUCGUAUGAGUUCAGCGGCCAUCACGAGGCGAAGGUCGCGGUCGAGGGCACCUCACUGAGCUACAAGGAUGCGCUCCAGACCAUCCUAGAGAACAGCAUCGUGAUCAUGGUGAUGGGCACCAAGUUUCUCGCCAAGCCCUGGCUCCCUCGCUACCUCAGAAACCUUCAUCACGCGUGCACCUCGUUCCAGGGGUACAUGACGCAGCUGUUCGAGGCCGGCAAGAUGAAUGCCUCCCAGGCUGUUGCGUCCGACCGGAAUCUCAUGAACUCACUGGUGCGCGCUUCUCACGAAGGUACUAGUGGCAGUCUGAGUGAAAGGGAGAUAUACGGAAACCUGUUCGUGCUCAACUUCGCUGGCCACGACACCACGGCGCACACCUUUGUAUGGGUGAUGUACUUCCUCGCGGCCAACCCCGAGGUCCAGGAUUGGAUCCACGAGGAGAUACAGCACGUCCUGGGCGGGCGCCCGGAGCCAGACUGGAACUACAAGGCCGACUUCCCCCGUCUGAAGCGCUGCAUAUCCGUGGUCUACGAGUCGCUGCGCUUCUACACGCCCGUCGGCAUGGCGAAGUGGACAGCCGAGGGCUCGCCCGCGCUCCAGGUAGGCGACAAGACGCUGCUGAUCCCCCCGCGGACAAUGAUCGUCCCCAGCCACGCCUCUGUCCACAGCGAUCCUAGGUACUGGGGGUCGGACUCGCUCGUCUGGCGGCCGUCCCGGUGGAUCAAGCCCGGCGCCGCCGGUCCUGGCGAUAUUGACGGCGAGGAGUUCAUCUCACCCGUCCGUGGGACGUUCCUCCCUUGGUCCGACGGGAUUCGUGACUGCCCGGGCAAGAAGUUCUCUCAGGUUGAGGCCGUUGCUACCCUUGCGGCGUUGUUCAGGGACUGGCGGGUGGACCCUGUCACCAGGCAAGGGGAGGACCUCGGCGACGCGCGGAAGCGGGUGCUGCGUUUCAUUGAGGAAGAUACUGGUAUGAUGCUGCUUGUACAGAUGCUCCAUCCUGAACGCUGCCCUCUUAUCUGGAAGCGGAGGUGACCAGAGCAGCAGCCCAUGUCAUAAUCAAGAGCAU
Messenger RNA from Diaporthe batatas, 1948 nucleotides. RefSeq lists its product as uncharacterized. Gene Ontology annotation, molecular function: heme binding; monooxygenase activity; iron ion binding. The record is from RefSeq and is a predicted model, not a curated record. NCBI's taxonomy places the organism in Eukaryota, Fungi, Ascomycota, Sordariomycetes, Diaporthales, Diaporthaceae. The coding region runs from base 241 to 1914 and encodes 557 amino acids. The transcript has 3 exons.